UGUCUGUGGAUAUCUGUCUGAGCUAUUUACACCCACUCACAGGCUUUUCUCUGCCAAGAUUGGCACCAAACAACCCACCAGCUGCAUAUUAACUGCUCAUCCUUCACUGUGCAGCAGCAACCACAGUUUCCUUUGUUUAAACGGAAGACCAAGCGAGAAGCAGGUGCAUGCAAAAAAGAAACGCCAGAAGGAUGAUGAGCCCUUGGUUUGCAGCAAAUAUUGUACAGGAAGUUCUUCACUGAAGCUGAGGUCAGAAAACAAAAACGUGUGGAAAAGGACCUAGAAGAGGAACCAAAGACGGGGAUUCAAUUGUUAACUUGAAUUAGAAUCAGAAGCAUCUCCGUUUUGAGUGAUGCAUUUCUGGCUUUGCAUCAGUCCUUUUUAAGGAUCAAAUAAUUUUACAUUAAAAUCUAAAAAACUAGAAUCUCUUAUAAUCCAUAUUUAAAUUUCUCUCGUUUGGGACUACAAUUACAUAAAAUAUUUUUUUCUUAAACUCUUUCACCAUGGAUCUGCUCCCCCCUUCAACAAGUGAAAACAUCUCGACAAGGACGGGCGGGCGAUUCACAGUCCGUUCAGCUAACUCUCCUUCAUACAGUCUCAAUCGCAGAUCAGGCUUUAGAAAGAGACCCUUACCUGACAAUGUUGAAAGCAACAAUGAUACAGCCAUUAACAAAGAUGUAGUUGGUACGACCCACACAGAGUUGAGCAAGAAAGACAGAUCAGAGAGAAAACACACAGAAAAUGGCACUGAUGUAGGAACCCAGCUAUUCAUUAGCCGGGAAAGCACAGAGGGAAGGAGAGGCAACCUAAAAUCCAAACAUUUGAGUUUAGACAGGGGAUUGGAUUUAGGAAGCUCCCCACUCAACGUUAGAGAUGGUAUGUCAAAUUUAUUAGGUAAAAGAGAAGCUGGAGAUUUUGAGAAACAAAACAAGGACAUUGAGAACAUAUCAAGAGGGACGAGUUCCUCUUUAAAGGGUUUUAAGACUGAAAGUCCAAGUUAUAUUAAAGGAAAAAGCUCAUAUAAUAAAGAUUUUGCUGGAGGAACCAGUAAGGUCAACUCACUUCCUUUCAGGUUUAGGACUGAGUCCGUCCCAAGCUCAAGGUUCACGGAUGAUUCUUUGGGGUCUGAGGGUGGACAGAGCAUACAAGAGCGCAUUCAGAAACUCUUUGAGUCUGCUGGUGAGACGACGGUUGGGGGAACUUUUCCGAGGCGGUUCUCAUCCGGCGAAGUCUGCAGUCCGGUGCGUAAAACAGUGCCAUCCUUCUUGGCUCAAAAGGAAACAAACCGUACAAGGUCAGAGACCGUCGCUUCUCCUCAUGCAGUUCAGCUCAAAGAGAGAUCAACAGGAACACAGUGGCAAGGAGAGUUUAAAAGCAACUAUUUAGAGGAUGAUAAGAAGAGGAGGGAGAAAAUGGAAAUGGGCACAAAGUCCUUGGACAGAGGCAGGAGUAGGAACACGAUUGCUGCUAAUCUUAGAUCUCUCAGGGCUGCAGAAAGUAUGGCAAAGUCCCAAACAUUUAUAGGAGAUACUUCAUCCAUUUUUCAACAGAAAAAGGGAAACAUAAACCAAGAGGACUGCAGAGCAGACACAAGAGAAAGAAUGAAAGUGCGAGAGAGCAACAUAGAAAGAGAUGAAGAAACAAAAGCACAAACUGGGCUGAAAAGCGUUACAGCAGAAGAUGAUGUGUUUGAUGAAGGUCCACGGAAGGGUACCCUGCAAUUGACGGAAAGGAAAAGGCUGACAGAGAUUCUGUCUGUCCCCUCCUCAACCAGCGUGAGAAAUAAAAUCAAUCAGUUCGAAGCUCUUACACAGAGAGCAACAAGCCAAGUCCAAGCCUCAAGGCGGCUUUUUUCCGCACCAGCAAAUCCCUUUGAGACCCAAGAGAGAAUAAAGAGGAGAGGGUCUGCAAUAAAAAAUAUUGAUGAGCAAAGCUAUAAGCAGGAGGAGAAGAGAGAUGAAAAAGAGGAAGAAAAAAAGAAGCCAGCAUCCGAGAGGUCUUUGUCAGUGGAUGAGGUUAUAAUCAGAUUAGGGAAGUUAGAAACUGAUGGAGUUCAUUUAUUAGACAAGAGAAAAAAUGACUUUUCUGAGGAUAUAAGUAAAUAUUCUAUCCCCAAGAAGAAUCUACACAUUCCUCUUGAUGAGGAAACUCGAAGGCACUCAAAACUGUUUUGCUUUGAUGAGACAGAUUUAGUCAAACAUUUAAGCCCUGAGGACUCAAACAUAAAAAAUAUGACAACUAAAGUGCAGCCAAGGCCACCAAGUGAAAUUUCUUCACCAGUUAGUGAAGAUGAACAGACCCCAACAAACACCCCCCUGAACACCUCCCCUUUUCUUUCACCUGUGUCAGAGCCAGAGAAUACCUUUCCUGUUGCAGAUAACGCAACCCUUCCUGUUUUUGGAAAAAAAGUCAAAACUAAAGAUACAGACUCUACUCUUCUCCCCGCCAUCACAACUCUUUCCCAAAACAACAAGUCAGAUGUCUUCAUAACACACAAAGACAAAACUCAAGAUAAGGUUUCUACAGAUCUUCCCACUCAGACUUCUUCUCAAGACUGGUCAGAUGUCUUCUAUCCGGAUGUUAAAAACGAUUUACCAAAAGGAAGGAAACGGCUUGCAGAUCUGAACGCGUGGAUUGCUGGUCUGAACCCAGAGGAUAAUAGCUGGAAUGAUUUCAUUGGGGAGUAUGAGGAUGAUGAAAGCACACAGAAGGAUGAUGAUUCAAACUAUGACUCAGACUCAGGAGAAUCCUCUGUGACCAUAACCAGCAACAUGAGUCAGUCAGAACACAAGAGUUUCAGUCUCAGUUUUUCAGACUUGGUCAUCAUCUCUGGUACUGACUACGAAUCGGAAAAUGACAUGGAGGAUUGGCAGCUGUCAGGCCGAAGAUCCGUCUCAUUAAGCUCAGAUAUCUCUACCUUUUCCUGUGUCUCUCUGCUUCCCACUGAGGAGAUAGACAAACUGGUAGAGGAUGUCAAAAACCUGGGGGAUGAAACCUUGCAGGACUAUGACGAUGUGCAGGUGGUGGUUCUUCACAAGGAGGUCGGCGUAGGGCUAGGUUUCAGUCUGGCAGGAGGCGUGGACCAAAAUAAACCAAUCACUGUUCGCAAGGUUUUUAACUCAGGUGUUGCAGCCCAGGAGGGCUCUAUUAGGGAGGGAGAUCGUGUUUUGUCCAUUAAUGGUACUGCUCUGUCAGAAACUGGUCACUGGCAGGCUGUGAAGAUCCUUAGAAAGGCCAAAGAUCGAGAAAUGGCGGUGGUGGUCUUGAGGAAAGGUGACCUGAGUGGCGGCUCAAAGUUAGAAGUGCAAGGAAAUAAUGAGAUGGCAACAACAACUCAGUAUGAGACAGGCCAGCGUGUGUGCGUCCAACUACAGAAGAACAGCAGGGAUCUGGGUUUUAGCCUGUUUGGAGGUGUAGGAUCCAGUGAAGGGAACAGACCACUGACUGUGAAGACAAUCUUUCCAGGGGGACCUGCUGACAAAGUGUUCCCCGGUGAUGAGAUUUUAGAAAUUCAAGGCACCAGCGUGGUGAGGAUGAGACGUCCGGAGGUGUUGGCUUUCAUCAAAAAUCUCUCCUCGGGGCCGGUGGAAGUGGUGCUGCAACGCCCGCUUAAAGUUACAGAGUUAUGAAGAUUGUCCUGAUGCCUCACUUGUUGGCAAUUCAAAGAAUGCUGAUCAACCAGGAACUGUGAGCUUUUUCAUUUGAGGACAUCAGCUACUGCCAAAAAAUAGCUCUAGCUUUCCAUUGAGGAGCCAGUCAUUAUGACAGUGUUUGCAAAAGUAAGCCUAAAAAACAGGUCAAAGGUGUAAAUUUUUCCUAUGUUUCUCUUUUUGUGUGAAAUGGUUAGAUCUACCUCAAAACCUGGUAUUUUUUGUGUUUUAAACAGUUUUAACCUGUUUUAAAUGUAUAAAGGCAACUAACAUAACAGCACAUUUUGUAAAUGCAAAAGUUUGGGCACUUAGAAAACUAUGACACUUUGUAUUUUACUGUAAAUAACCGUUUUUAGUUUUUGUAUGUAAUUUUAUUAAGUUUGAUUUAACCCUGUAUUUUUACUUUUACAAGAGAGAAACGUUCUGUUUAUUUUUUGUUGAUUUGU
Messenger RNA from Cyprinodon tularosa, 4096 nucleotides. RefSeq lists its product as uncharacterized. The record is from RefSeq and is a predicted model, not a curated record. Gene Ontology annotation, biological process: leukocyte chemotaxis; induction of positive chemotaxis. Bases 504 to 3629 code for a protein of 1041 amino acids. The transcript is spliced from 8 exons. Lineage: Eukaryota; Metazoa; Chordata; Actinopteri; Cyprinodontiformes; Cyprinodontidae. Gene Ontology annotation, molecular function: cytokine activity; CD4 receptor binding.